AUGCGCGCACUCCUCCACCGAUGGCUAAUGAGACCAAAUACCUCGCGCCCGCCUCGACACCUAUUCGCAGCCAAUGGCGCCAGGAUUGGGCACUACCCAAUUCGCCGCCAUGUCGCCCCCGUUGCGCGAUAUGAGCACAGCCGCGAUGACACUUCAGCGGUUGAGAACGAUGAGGCCAAGGGACCACCCAUUCGCCGAGUAAUGAGCAACACGAGUCAAGAUGUCGACGAUCUGCUUGGGACGAGUGUCCGAGAAUACAACAUGCGUGCUUCCACAGCUUCUGGUGUUCUUUCGGUCGACCAAGGUGCCGAUAUCAAGGGAUCGUUCGCCGAGCUGACACAUCAGGCUGAUGUGGACAACGACAGCAAAGUGGGCAAGCUACUGGUAGAUCGACCCGAGCAUCGCCACAACUACAAGCUUUGGGUAGAGCUGAUGCUUUUCAAACGUCGAAUCGCUGGAAACCAGGGGGUGGUCGAAGUAUGGAACGGCAUGAGGCGGCGAAGGGUCGACCUGCCAACCGAGGGGGAGGAAGCACAAUUGAUUUGGGAGGAGUGCAUCCGCGUGACUUGCGCAGAUGAUCUCACUCAGCAUCAGAAUUCAUGCAAAGUGCGGAAAGAGAUCAUAAACCAUGCAGUGGGCUUAAAGGAGAGGACUGGCAAGAGCUACGGGCCACUAUACCGAUCGUUGGUCGGCAAGCUGCUGACCACUCCAGACGCCCUCGCCGGCGACGCGCAUGAGCAGCUGUCACAACAUGGUCUUGGGUUCCGCCCGGGUGAGAUAAAGCAUCUGGUGACGAACGUCCUGGAGAAUCCAUUUCCGUACAUAGCACUCCUUGCCUUCAAGCGCAUCUACAUCAGUAGCAAUGAACGCGACCUCUACGACUCUGCCAUGCCCCUGGUCUUGGAAGUGCGCGGUGCGGAGCAUGCGCUGUUGUGGCAUCGCAUGUUCCUUGCGGCUGGCGAUGUACCUUCAGAUGCUAUCCUCGCGAUGCCCCAAAUUCGACAGCUUUUUGAGCUGGAUAAGGAUGCAGCAUUACCUGCUCGCCUGAGGCAUAGGAAGUAUCGCCAAGCGGCGCAUCACGCUAUUGAAGAGCGUGCGAAACUACGCGAGCAUAUUCCGCUCACUCGAGAGGCGAUGUCCGGCCUCGUCGGUGACGUGCAUGGGAUCAAACCCAAAGAGAUCAGCGAUUCGUUCGUCGCAAAGAUGUUUGCCACGAGUGCGUUUUCGCUCAACCUUGUUGUGAGAGGUCUCAGCUUCUUCUCAAUUCAAGAGCUUGGCCCGCUUGCGGUACGUGAGGUGGCAGUCCGAGCCGGCUCUGCGAUCUCGUUUCGCAACGUCUUGGCGGACCUCAAGUCCCUGAACGUCACAUUAGCUGAUACCGCAUACUGCCGCCUUGUGACCAAGAUCGCGGGAGAUGGUCAAACGGAACUCUUCAAGGCGCUUCUGGCCAGCGAUCAGCAUCCUGAAUCUUACGACGACACCACGACGCAGGAAGCUUUGCUCAGUGAGUACCUAGAGCAGGAGCUUUGGGCCAAUGUCAAUGUGACUAUGACGAGCCUCUCACUCUCUGGCGUCCCUCUCGAGCGCCGUGCGAUCAACGUGCUAGUACAGUACUACCUACGAAACCGCAUAUGGUCUCUAGUAAGCAGCACGAUCCAGAAGAUGCAGUCCGAGCAGAUCGCGCCGACGGCACGGACUCUAAUCUACCUCUUUCGCUAUAUGCUACCCGAACGACAUCCCGGUAACGCACCGAAGAGGCAACACCCUGACGGCAAGCCGCCCUUCGAUAGCCUAGAGUUCGUGACUACUGUGUGCAUGUACUCGCAAGACGCACGAGCCAACGUGCCACGCUACUACUGGGUGGAGCUGCUCAAACGGUAUGGUCUGACGUAUCGCUGGGAAGGGCUGGAGAAGUUGUGCUUGUGGCUUAGUAGUCAUGGGUCUAUGCAGAGUCAGCGACUGAAUGUUCGAUUUGGGGGUAGGAGAGUCGUCUUGAAACGACCUCAAUUGCUAAUCAACGAGGUCUUCACGCGGCAGAUGCAGCAAGCAAUCUUCGUGUGGGGUUUCAAUUCUGCUGCUUUGCGGCACCAGCUUAGCAUGUCACCUCCGCGGGCAACGGGAGCACAGGUCGCGACUUGGACUGAAAAAGUAGUGCACCACCCAUGGACUCAAGGACUCCGCUUGCUACAACAAAUGAAGCAUUGUCAAAUCUUAAUCAACGACCACAAUCUUCAGCGAGCGCUCGUAAACCGAAUGUGGAUCCUCUUCGGCCCCGGCAAUUCCUCCCAACGCUUCAACGAGUUCGCAAGACGGGAGAACAUUUUACAGCUAUCCGACUACAUACGCCAGGCGCGCGAAGCCUACGACAUCGAUCUCGCUCCACAAGUGCGUCCCGAGGACUUGACGGAUACUUCACGGCAUCAAGCCCGACUUAAGCUGGCUUUCUUCGGUCCUCAUCGGCAGGGUUCGGCAGAUACUCGUGCUCGUCGCCAGAACUGGACGGAUGUUACAGCAGGAGGAGACAGUGGUAUCAUAGCAAUUAUCGCGUUGUGA
Messenger RNA from Recurvomyces mirabilis, 2553 nucleotides. RefSeq lists its product as uncharacterized. Lineage: Eukaryota; Fungi; Ascomycota; Dothideomycetes; Mycosphaerellales; Teratosphaeriaceae. The transcript is spliced from 2 exons. The record is from RefSeq and is a predicted model, not a curated record. The coding region runs from base 1 to 2553 and encodes 850 amino acids.